Haemonchus placei is the source of this 1395-nucleotide messenger RNA. Lineage: Eukaryota; Metazoa; Nematoda; Chromadorea; Rhabditida; Trichostrongylidae. The record is from the annotation of a GenBank genome assembly.
AUGGCCGAAUUCAAUGCGACAGCCUUUCUUACACAGCUAGAUGCAUUUGGUCGACCUCCACCUCCUCAAAAGCUGAACGAAGGGCGAGGAAAUGUCGCAAAAGAACUGGCCACCAAACUCAACAUGAUCAAUUUGGACAAACAACGGCGAAUCCGUGGCGAAAUGCUGGCGCCAUCCGAACAAGGAAUGGUUCAAUUGGGAAAUGGUCUAAAGAAUGCUAAAGUUGUGAGAAAACAAAUUUGCGAUGCUGACGUCCAAAAGUGGCGGAAUGACGUAUUGUCGGUGAAUCGCCCAAGAGUAAAUGGCUUGAACCAGCACGAAACAGCCGAAAGUGCACGAGAAUAUGCGAGGAAGAUUGCCGACACGAUUCCGAAAACCAAUGGAUUUCACGCUUUAAGUGGAAGCGACGAAGAUGUUGGAAAUCGCAGUGACUCAGCAACAAAUUCACUACCAUCCCCCUCAAGCGAGCUCAUCGUUACGACCAGCCACGAACGAAAGUAUUCCGAUUAUUCUUCUGCUUCUAGUCAAAAAUCGCCUACUCCACCCAGCCAGUCAUCAUUUUCGGACUAUCGUUCACAAGCUUCUCCACCAGAUUCUCAACGAUCGGAUAGUCCAUUAAAGACGGACGGACUGGCGACCAGAGUCAAUGUAAGCAGUGUGCAAGCAGAUCGGUUCUCAAGAAGGAGUCCACCGGAGCACCAACUGAUGGCGUCACCGAAGCAGAGGGCUGAUCUGAGUUUGGCGGAGAUACUCAGCCGAAAGCAACAGUUGAAUGGCUCUUCUCCUAACUAUGCUGUGGGCUUGACGCAGCAGGUUCGACUUACCGACAAGACCAUGCCAGCUGGGAAACCGCCAGUGUUCAAGCCGGCUGGCGAUGAACAGAAACGUCAGGUGAGGUGGCGAGAGAUCAGUGAUGCCUUGGAAGCUCAAGAUCAGAAGUUCGAAAAGCUCAGCGAACAAUUACGACGGGAUCUUGUAGUGGAACAGAAGCAUCAAGUCGUCCUUCGCGUUUUCAGGGAACAACAAUUCUACCUGAGCGAUGGCCGAUUCUACUGUAAGCAAGACUACUUAUACAAUAUGGAACGAAAAGUGACACGAUGUGCUGAAUGCAAACAGCCAAUUCAAGAAAUGGUCUUGUCAGCGCUUGGCCGAAAUUAUCAUCCUGCCUGCUUCACUUGCACUGCAUGUGGAAUGUGCCUCGAUGGUAUACAGUUCGCUCUCGACAAAAAUAACCAGGUUUACUGUCUACCUGAUUACCACGAUCGUUUUGCACCUCGCUGUCACCGAUGCAAAAACGCCAUUUUGCCAGAUGAGAGUACCGGCGAGACGGUACGAAUUGUGGCAUUGGACAAUAACUAUCACCUCGACUGCUAUUCCUGUGAGGUAAGAAUUUGA